CCGCUCCGCCCUCAGCCCGUCCCUCCGCGGCCGCCCGCGGGACGGCGUGAUCCGCCGGGGCUCUCCGUGCUCCCGGGGCCGCGCGCCAUGGGCAGCCCCCGCUCCGCGCUGAGCUGCCUGCUGUUGCACUUGCUGGUUCUCUGCCUCCAAGCCCAGGAAGGCCCGGGAGGGGGGCCUGCGCUGGGCAGGGAGCUGGCUUCCCUGUUCCGAGCUGGCCGGGAGCCCCAGGGUGUUUCCCAACAGGUAACUGUUCAGUCCUCACCUAAUUUUACACAGCAUGUGAGGGAGCAGAGCCUGGUGACAGAUCAGCUCAGCCGCCGCCUCAUCCGGACCUACCAGCUCUACAGCCGCACCAGUGGGAAGCACGUGCAGGUCCUGGCCAACAAGCGCAUCAACGCCAUGGCAGAAGAUGGGGACCCCUUCGCAAAGCUCAUUGUGGAGACAGAUACUUUUGGGAGCCGAGUUCGAGUGCGAGGAGCUGAGACAGGACUCUAUAUCUGCAUGAACAAGAAAGGGAAACUGAUUGCCAAGAGUAACGGCAAAGGCAAGGACUGUGUCUUCACGGAGAUUGUGCUGGAGAACAACUACACUGCCCUGCAGAACGCCAAGUACGAGGGCUGGUACAUGGCCUUCACGCGCAAGGGCCGGCCUCGCAAGGGCUCCAAGACGCGGCAGCACCAGCGCGAAGUCCACUUCAUGAAGCGGCUCCCGCGCGGCCACCACACCACCGAGCAGAGCCUGCGCUUCGAGUUCCUCAACUACCCGCCUUUCACCCGCAGCCUGCGGGGCAGCCAGAGGACUUGGGCGCCCGAGCCCCGAUAGGCCCGCCCGCCCCAGGGGCCUCCCCGCAGCUUCCACCUCCGCAGACGCUCAUCUUGGGGGAGCAGAAAGAAGCUCAAGCGAGACGAGGUCUGCGCUACUGAAGGCUGGGGAGGAGCUGGGGGAGCCCCGGGUUCUAGUUGUCCAUGAUUGUUUGCUGUUGGGUUUUGUUUUUGUUUUUGUUUUUUUAAACAAAAGAG
Condylura cristata (star-nosed mole) is the source of this 1019-nucleotide messenger RNA. It is a transcript of the gene FGF8, whose product is annotated as fibroblast growth factor 8 (androgen-induced). The transcript has 7 exons. Lineage: Eukaryota; Metazoa; Chordata; Mammalia; Eulipotyphla; Talpidae. Gene Ontology annotation, molecular function: type 2 fibroblast growth factor receptor binding; growth factor activity; type 1 fibroblast growth factor receptor binding. The record is from RefSeq and is a predicted model, not a curated record. Gene Ontology annotation, biological process: regulation of cell migration; fibroblast growth factor receptor signaling pathway; positive regulation of protein phosphorylation. Gene Ontology annotation, cellular component: cytoplasm. Bases 88 to 822 code for a protein of 244 amino acids.